Messenger RNA from Closterium sp. Naga37s-1, 2622 nucleotides. Lineage: Eukaryota; Viridiplantae; Streptophyta; Zygnematophyceae; Desmidiales; Closteriaceae. The record is from the annotation of a GenBank genome assembly.
AUGGCGGCUCCAUUUCAUCGAUCCUACUCCGACGAGAAUCGCAUCGUCUCGCCGACCACUGCACCGCUGACACGUGGAUCAUCAGUAGGAGGAGCAGUGGGAGGAGCAGGAGCAUCGGUCCCAGCAGGCGCCGUUGCACCAGUGCGUGUGGCUCACGGUCCUAUCUAUCCCGCUCCGGGCGGGUAUGCUACUAACGGGGAUGGGAACUCUGGGGGCUCGCGGGGGUCUCUGGGGAGCGGAGGCGGCAGCGCCCAGCUAGGUGACUAUAACGACCAGAUCCCCCCAUCCCCGUACCCAGACCCUAUCAAGGAAGAGGAAGCUUCCGUGGAAGGCAGGAAUGUGCCUAUGCCGGAUGUGACUCUAGAGGAGGAGCUGUCAGAGUCACUAAUGCCGCUCAAGUGGGUGUUCUUCCCGGAAGCAGACCCCGUUCAGCAGUUUCGCGGAAAGCCGUGGCGCGAGAAGAUCUGGGUGUUUCUCAAGGGCGUGUUCCCCAUCCUCGCGUGGCUGCCUGAGUACGACUGGCGGUACUACCUUCUGGGUGACAUUAUCGGGGGCGUGUCAAUCGCCAUCAUGUCCGUGCCCCAGGACGUCUCAUACGCCAAGUACGCCAACCUCCCUGCCGAGUUCGCUCUCCGCACCAGUUUCAUCCCGCCGCUCCUCUACGCCAUACAGGGCUCCUCCAAGCACCUCGUCAUAGCGCCCGUGUCAGUCGUCUCUCAGCUGCUCGGCACGUCCCUGAGUGCAAUAGUCGACCCCACCACCGACCCGGCGCUCUACACGAGCCUUGCCGUCACCGCCACCUUCUUCUGCGGCCUCUUUCAACUCAUCAUGGGGCUCUGCCGGUUCGGCUUCCUGGUGGAUUUUCUGAACCAGCCGACCAUCGUGGGGUUCCUGUCAGGCUGCUCCCUCACCAUCGCCAUCCAGCAGCUGAAGCUCAUCCUGGGGUACAAGGACUUCACGCUCAGCACCAGCAUCGUCAACAUUAUUGCAGCCAUCGUGCAGUACAGCUACGAGUUCCAGUGGAAGGCGUUCGUCAUGGGCGUGUCCUUCUUCCUCUACCUCUCCACAGUGCGCUUGCUGGUGUAUCUGAAGCCCAAGAACAAGGUGUUUUACUACCUCAACGCGCUCGGCCCGCUCACGUCCAUCGUCGUCUCAACCAUCAUAGUGGCCACUGCAGGGCUGGCAGACAAAGGCAUUCCCACUAUAGGAAAGAUAUCCACGGGGCUGCACGGAGCCUCCUCCAUUUCUUACCUCAACUUCUCAAAAGAUAACGUCGCUGACGUGGCCGCUGUCGGCUUCAUCGCCUGCCUUGUCUCCCUUGCGGAAUCAGUGGGUAUCGCCCGUACCUUUGCGAGCCUGUAUGGUUACCACCUCGACGGCAACAAAGAGAUGGUGGCGUUCGGUUCAAUGAAUCUGGUCGGCUCCUUCACCUCAUGCUACGUGGCAGCAGGUUCCUUCUCCCGCACGGCAGUCAACAUGCUAGCAGGCGCCAAGACAGUGCUCACACAAGUCAUCAUGGCGCUCCUCAUUCUGCUAGUGCUGCUCGUCGCCGCCCCGCUCUUCAAAAACGUCCCCAAUUGUGUGGUGGGUGCAGUCAUUGCCAACGCUGCCUUGAACCUGUGCGUGGUUGGUGCAGUCAUCGCCAACGCUGCCUUGAACCUCGGUGGACAAGAUGGACUUCCUGGUCAUGUCCGGUUGCUUCCUCACUCCAUUCCCUUCUUUUUCCCCUCUUCCCCAUCUUCCCCUUCCCCCCCAUCCUCCCCUCAAUACCAGCUCGACUUCCAUGCAGCGUGGGCCCUGUGGAGAGUCGACAAGAUGGAUUUCCUCCUCGACUUCCAUGCAGCGUGGGCCCUGUGGAGGGUAGACAAGAUGGACUUCCUCAUCAUGUCCGGUUGCUUCCUCGCCAUCCUCUUCUCUCAUUCUCUCCACUAUCCCCUGCUCCCCCUAUCCUCCCCUCAAUACCAGCUCGACUUCCAUGCAGCGUGGGCCCUCUGGAAAGUGGAUAAGAUGGAUUUCCUGGUCAUGUCGGGUUGCUUCCUCGCCAUCCUUUUCGGUUCCCCCGAGAUCGGCCUUCUAGUCGCCAUCCUGCUCUCCAUCAUCAAAAUCCUCCUCCGCUCCCUCCGCCCGCACAUCCGCCUGCUGGGCCUCCUCCCCAACGCCGCCGCUACAGCCGUGAGCGUGCUGCAGUUCCCCAACAGCACGCUGUGUGAGGGGAUCGUGAUGCUGAGGGUGGAGAGCCCGCUGUACUUCCCCGGAGCUAACUUUGUGAGGCAGCGCGUGAAGAAGCUGUGUGACGCUUAUGCACGGGGUUACCAGCAACCAGUCAAGCACUGCGUGUUGGAUCUAUCAGUGAUGCAUGACAUCGAUGUGACGGCCAUCGAGGCCAUGAGGGACCUGCACCGCGACCUCACACAGAUGGGCAUCCAGCUCUGCUUGGCGAGUGCCAACAGGGAUGUCCUGCGCAAGAUGUUUGACGCGCAGCUGUUAGCAGAGAUAGGCGAGCAGUGGCUCUUCGUCACUCCUGCCGAUGCCGUCAAGCUGUGCCGUGCCGUGGCACUCUCUCAGCCAGCUGCCAAGGAGACAGAGGAGCUGCUCAACACUGUGCCCUCGUUUGACAUCUAG